GUGACGUAUAGGGAAGUGCUGUCACGGCCUCACUCGCUAGCUAGGACAAAACAGGCGCACGGUGGUGACCCGAGCGGAGGCGUUCCUCAAGAAUCAAAAUGGAUCGAGUGAAGUCUACAGUCGACAACAUGAUCAAAAGCGUCCAGUACCGCAGGUUCACCUUGCAGCUCAACGAGGAGGCCAACCGGCACGUGGAGAUGAAGCUUUCCGACGACGACGACGGCGGCGAGCAGGCGGAGGCCGGGCAGGGGGAGGGCUCUCCCAGCUUCCGACCGGCACCUCAGGGUGGCGGCGGCAAGCGCAUCUUCUGCCUGCUGGUGCUAGGCUUCAUGGUCGUCUUCGUAGUUGGCUACUUAGUUGGUACCCUCACCUCGAAGAAGCCCGGCGUGGUGCCCGUCAGCUGCUUGAAUCAGUCAACGGUGUCGGGGGGUGCGCCGGCGCAAGAGAAACAGAAAGUGGACCAGGGAGAGGACGGUGACGACGAAGACGAGAUGGCGCACGACGAAGCCCCGCGCAACUGGAAUGACAUCAGCCAGCUCCUCGACGACAAACUCACCGGCGGGGCUUUCGACGCGCGUCUCAAGGCGUUCGACGUGCCGACACGCUCAGCGGGCAGCGAGGGUGACGUCAAACUGGCCAACGUGAUCGCCGACGAGUUCAAGACGCUCGGCAUGGAGGGCUGGACCGAUGUCCACUAUGUCCAGCUGCAGAAGCCCGACAGCAAACGUCCCAACGUCGUCACUUUCGGCGGCGACGUCUUCAAGCCCGACGGUUAUCUCGCAUACAGCGCCACCGGGAAAGUUGAGGGGAAGCUGGUGUACGGCACUUACGGCCGUCGCGAGGAUUUAGACGCCGUCCAGAAGAACAACGUGGAGGUGAACAGCAGUGUGUUGCUGUUGAGAGCGGGAAACCUCAGCUUUGCCCAACAGGUGGCCAAUGCCGAGGCCCGGGGAGCCUCGGCAGUGCUCAUCUACCUCGACCCAGCAGAUUACGACUUGAGGGCCGACACGGCGCUUUACGGCCACGUUCAUCUGGGCUCGGGCGACCCGUACACCCCAGGGUUCCCCUCUUUCAACCACACCCAGUUCCCGCCGACCCGCUCGUCCGCCCUCCCCGGCAUCCUGGCUCAAACUGUCACGUUCAACAUGGCUAGAACCCUUCUGGAGAGGAUCGGCGGCCCGACUAAGAUGGGAGGUGUGGAAGACGUCACCGUGGAGGUCAACAACGUGCUGGUCAACACGGAGAUCCACAAUGUGUUCGGAGUAAUCGAAGGAUUCGUCGAUCCCGACGAGUACGUGGUCCUGGGAGCGCAGAGGGACGCGUGGGGUAAAGGCUACGCCCGAGCUGCUGUCGGUUGCUCGGUUCUGAUGGAGCUGGCCAAGGCUUUUAAAGACUUGGUGGAGAAAGAUGGUGUUCGGCCCAGGAGAAGCUUGGUGUUUGCGAGCUGGAGUGCCGGAGAAUACGGAAGUGUUGGAGCUACGGAAUAUCUGGAGGGUUAUCUGUCUUCCAUCGACAGAAAGCUUGUCUCCUACAUAAGCCUGGAUGGGGUGGUCAUGGGUCGCGGUGGCUUUGUCGCUUCGGCAAGCCCGCUGCUUUACAGCCUGCUGGAGAGCACGAUGAAGCAGGUGAAGAGUCCGCUCGGUGACGGCACCGUGUACGAUAUGGCGGGAAACAGUCAAUGGGAGGCCAACGUACUGAGGCCCAUGUCCAUCGACGACCCCGCGUAUCCCUUCUUGGCCGUUGCCGGUGUUCCCUCCAUCUCCUUCCACUUCAUCUCUCCCAAUCUGGAGGCCUACCCUUACUACGGCACCUGCAUGGACAGCAAGGACCACCUCAACUACAAAACGAUCCACAAGACGGGCGAGACAGCGGCGCAGGCGGCGCAGUUGGCUGGCCGCUUGGCCCUCCGCCUGGUGCACAACCACCUGCUCGGUCUGGACGUGAGCAAGUACCGCAAUGUCCUCGCCAAAGCCAUCUACCAGCUCUACAAGCACGUCCAACAGCUCGUCCAAAGCGGGAAGCUGAAAGACGUGGACCCCAACUGGCUGAGCAGCGCGUCCGGCUCAUUUUCGCGAGCGAUGGCCAACCUGAACACGGUCAUCAUGAACACCGACUUGACCGACGAGCGCAGCUGUCGCCGUGUCAACGAGAAGCUCAUGAGCGUGGAGCGCAAUCUCCUGUCGCCGUACGUGUCCCCCGUGGACACCCCCUUCCGCCACCUCCUGCUGGGCCGAGGCAAGCACACGUUGGCGGCCCUCGCCGAGACCGCCGACCCCCAGCAGCUCCACACCCAGCUGGCCUUGGCCACCUGGAACAUCAAGAUGUGCGCCAACGCCCUGGUCAGCGACAUCUGGAAAAACGACAAUCAAGUCUAGUGUGUGCGUGUCGGCAAGUGUGAGUGUAAACGGCAGGAAAUUUCCAGGACAAAAAAAAAAAAAAAAAAAAAUCACUUAAAGGCUGUCAAUCACAGCUCUUAGUCCCGCCCUUUUAAAGGAACAAGUUGUAUUUGACACUCCAAAUCAAAAGGGGGCAGCACCGCUAUUUUUUUCGGGAAUGAAGGAAAUGCAGUUUGGGUUAUUUUAAGUGUACCUAUUGCGGUUUGCUUUUUUCUUGGGGGGGGGGGUUGGGGGCUCUAGAUCUCCAUCCACCUUUAAUGCUACUGACACACACACACACACACCCCCCUCGUCAUCCAAACACUGAGGACCUUAUUUAUACUUUUGUAUGACAUUAUCGGAAGCAGUGCCUUCCAUAAUUAUGACGGUUAUACUGUCUCAUCCGACAGCAGCAUCUGCUACGUGAACAACUCGAAACUCAACUGUUGCUGCUGACACAACAACAGCGCCAAAAAAGACAAUAAAUCUUGAAAAAGACUAUAAAUGAAGUAAAGCUGAUCAAAUUUGCAACAAGAGCCACAAAUUUAAACAAGAAAAACUUUAAAAGAAAAAAGGGUGUAAACUAAGUGAAGCGGUUCACUCAAAAAACAAAAAGGACCCUAAUUUAAAGUGGACGAAAGUCUCAAAUUAGAAAAUGAAGACCAUAAAUGUAGUCAAUGGGGGGGAAAAAAAAGCCAUACAUAGAGCAGUCAAUUCUCAAAAAAGGACUACUAAUUAAAUAGUCAAAACAAAAAAAGGCAUUAAGUAGACAAAACUUAAAGGACCAUAAAUUAAAGUAGACAAAAAAGGACCAUACAUUAUGUAGCUGAACACAAACAAGGCCAAUAAAUCGAUUAAAGCAGAAAAAGGUCUCUUUUAAGAAGUACAAACAAUUCAAUAAAGCAGCCGAAAGUGCUCAUUCAGGGCGAAUGGCGAGCAAAUUUUGGCCGUUCAUGUCUACUUUUGGAGCAGUUGGUGCGAGUUAUCGGGGGCAGUGACUCCCAUAAUAAUGAAACCCAUUAUCGGGGGCAGUGUCUCCCAUAAUGACAACAAGUGAUGGUAGUUUUUAACCUACCAGUGCAUGCGUUUUGUCUUUUUUUUUUUUUUUUUUUACGUGUGUAUUUAUCGGGAGCAGUGUCUCUCAUAUUUCACUCCAAGGGUGGAACAACUUGUCGGGGACAGUGUUUCCCAGAGUUUUAUAAUGUAUUUAUUAUGAUUUGCUUUGUGGUAGCUCUGUAGGGCCUGUUGCCUUUCUCAAAUACAUUUUCUCCUCUGUCGCCAGGUAUAAGUGUCUUACGAUCUUUCACGCUUGCAGCAAAAAUAGAAAUGUUGUUUAAAUUCAUCUUUCCUCCGCAGUUAGCUCUUGGACCAGAUUAAUUCAGUGUUCCAGUAAGUUUUCCAUCAAUUUCAUUUCUGUUGGGUUGUCAGUAGUUUAAAAAAUAAAUGAUGAUAAAGUAAAAACUGUCAUUUUAUUCAUGCUUGUGGUUGGCAAAAUCAGAGAAACUGAUUAUUAUUCAGUGGUUUGUUUUCCAGAGCUAUUCAUGUGGUUUAUCAUAAAUGAGCAAGUUGUCUCAUCAGGCCAUUGUUUGUUUCACUUGAGAUAAACAAGUUAAACUAUUUUUUGUUUGAUUUGGGGAUUUUCUGGCACUGUCUUGAGAAAAACUGUUUCCAUGUUUGGCCAAUGUUGAAGAAAUUAAAAUAAAACCCUGAGCUUUGCA
Phycodurus eques (leafy seadragon) is the source of this 4093-nucleotide messenger RNA. It is a transcript of the gene tfr1b, whose product is annotated as transferrin receptor 1b. Gene Ontology annotation, biological process: intracellular iron ion homeostasis; iron ion transport. Bases 99 to 2375 code for a protein of 758 amino acids. The record is from RefSeq and is a predicted model, not a curated record. NCBI's taxonomy places the organism in Eukaryota, Metazoa, Chordata, Actinopteri, Syngnathiformes, Syngnathidae. Gene Ontology annotation, cellular component: external side of plasma membrane. The transcript has 19 exons.